Messenger RNA from Anopheles arabiensis, 10561 nucleotides. RefSeq names its product mucin-19 (gene Jarid2). Lineage: Eukaryota; Metazoa; Arthropoda; Insecta; Diptera; Culicidae. Gene Ontology annotation, cellular component: nucleus. Gene Ontology annotation, molecular function: DNA binding; histone demethylase activity. Gene Ontology annotation, biological process: chromatin remodeling. The record is from RefSeq and is a predicted model, not a curated record.
CUGUGCAACUUCUCGGCUGGAAGCGGUCGCUACCGCUGCCUCGCACCGUGCGCUAGAACGGGACACAACAUCCAAUGCAUCUUCUCACCAUCGCGUACGGCAGCGGUGUAAACGCUCCCUAAGCCUCGCAUGCCAAAUUCGAUAGCGAAUUUCCCUUCGGGUAUCAUUUUGUGAUGCUUCCUCUCUUCCGAGGUUCUAGACAAUUUGCUAAUAAUACCCGUGAACGCAAAAGUUUCCUUGUUCGUGCUAUUUGCCUCCUGCCAAGUGAUAUUCUGCCGCGAAGUGAAGCCCUGAGUGUGAGGCGAAAAUAAGGAAACCGGGCCCCGGGUGUGCUACCGUGUGCGUGCGUGUGUGCGAAAGGGAAGAAGGGUGAUGAAAAUCGAACCCACUCGCAACACCGUGCCGCAGCAGCGUUGAUGAUGCGUUGGUCUGGCGUUGGUUGUUGGUUUUGAGGUUUCUAGUUCUUCUUCCUCUCCGUUCCAUCCACCCUGUGUACUGCUGUUGUGUGUGCGUGUGUGUGCGCGCUGUGAAAAGUGCGAUUUUCAAUGGUGGAAGUCGCGGCGGCAGUCGCUGACGACGGUAUCAAAGAGUGCACUGCGAAGUAGCAAUUGUUCGGUGCGCGUUCGCUGCUGUGACGCCUACAUGCCGCAAAACGGCCAGCAUCGCAUCGUUCCAGUCGCGCUUCGCAUUGGGCAGCUAGGCGCGGGCUGCUACUGUUGGUGCCACUGCUGCCGUUGCUGUCAGUUGGCGAUUUGGUAAGGAAAGCACACGGCACAACACCGGCCGCAUAUUUUCCGCAGCAGCAGCAGCAGCACCGGGGACCGUUUGUAGGAUUGUAAGCGGAAGGGGGAUACGCGACCCCUGCGGGAGGAUGGUCGUUUCGAAGGAAGGCAAGCGCCGGCGUAAGGUGACCGCCAUCGCACAAGCAGCCGGUGGGGGCAGCUCCAAUCCAUCCUCCGGCAGCGGCACCAAUGGGCCGAAUGUAGCGCCCGAGCGGGAUCUUUCGCCACCGGAAAUCCCGAAACGUCCGAAGGUACAUGCACAGCGAAAGUUUGCCCAGGGCCAAGGGACGGCCUCCUCGUCCUACCUUAGCUACUCGUCUGCCCCACCAACAACGCCCGGCAAAGAUGGGCCGAACCGAGCAACGCAAUCCGGCGCCGGCAAUGGCACAACGCCGACCGGUCCCGGCAGCGGAACCGGAGCGGACGCCACUGCACAGGUUCCGGAACUGCUGCCCAACAUGCGCCCCAGCACGGACGAUUUUCUUACGUUCCUGUGCUUCCGCGGCACGCCGGUUCUGCCGCCGGAGUUGGACUUUUUCAACAAAUCAAGCACCACUGCCGCCGGAAACAGUGGCACAACCAGUGGCGCAAGAUCAUCAGCCACAGCGAGUGGCUCCGGCAGCUCUAAAUUAAAGGGCUCUCCGCAAGCGAAACCGGCCAUAGCAUCCACGAACGAAACGGCCGCAUCUGCCAGCAAUCCUGCUACAAGCUCUUCCAAGCCGGCCCAAGGCGCCAAACAAACGCCAGCAACGCAAGUGAAAGCCACUGCACAGGAAUCAACCGGCCAGGACAAGGCAACUGUAGCACCCGCUGCUACAUCGUACAUGCCGUUUGCGGUGCAAAGGGCCGAGCAACAUCCGGCCCCGGCUGAGCCGCGAACCGAUCGAAAGCGUACGCAGGAUAAGAUGCAAGCGCUGCGUAAAAAGUACCACGAUCAGCGCGUUGCUAAGCUGCGUGCGACGGGCCAGGGCCAGAGGCAGAGUGGCCGCGGGACGGUGGCAAUAUCGACACGCUCUUCGGCCGUUCCUUCGAAAGCUGGACCGAAAGAGGACGAGGAAGAGGCGGUAGAGGAAGAGGAGGAAGAGGAAGACGAUGAAGACGAAGACGAGGCAAGUUCGGACAAUGAAGAAAAGGAGGACGAGCAAGAAGGCAAGCCGGGCAAAAAGGGCGAAAAGGAAGAGCCAAACGUUGGCAGACGGAAAAGUGGGCUGCGGAGCGGGGCAGCAUCGCACGCAUCCAGUCCGGCGGUCGAGAGCGGGAAAGGUUCGCCGGCCAAAAUUCCGCGCAAUACGAAGCGUGAUUCAUCGAAAGGUGGCCCAGAUCCGGAGACAGGCAAAGAUUCUCCAGCAAAAUCAAUUGAAAGUAAAGCUGGUGGUAAGGGGACGAAGACAGCAAAUACUCCACCUGCUACGCCUACUGAGGACGCUUCCAGGCAGAGUGUAACGCGUACAGCCGCAGCAGCAGCAGCAGCCGCUAAUUCGAAGAAAACGGCCAAAGAAACGCCGAAAAGUUCACCCACACAGCAGCCCGCGGCGACGGUCGCUUCCGACACGGAGGGCAAAGAGAAGCGUACGACACGGCUGUCCGCUCUGCGCAAUCCACCCCCUGUGACAACUAAAGCAACGCCCGAAAAGUCGCUUGCUGCGACGAAACCGGCAAAAGAGAAGCCGCAACAGAAGCAGCCGGAUCGAGUGGACUUUUCUUCCGACGAUGACGAGCCGCUGUCACGGACCACUCGCACCGAUAAACGUGCGUCGGACAGGACGGUUAGGACUUCGCCCGAGGCGGGCAAAACGACGCGUUCCGGUAGGAGCCGUAAGUCGGAACCGGCCGCCACGCUGGACAAGGAUCCGGACGAAAUGCCGGACAAGAAGACGCGCCGUUCGGAGUCGGUCGUCAGCCGGCGGUCGGAUAUAAGCUCCCGCAAGUCCGAGAUGCGUGAAGUGCUGCCGAAAAAGGCGGAAGAAGCUUCAAAACCGCAACCGGCCCAGCGAGGACGGAAGCGGAAGGAACCGGUCGCCCAAACGCAGCAACCCGCCGUCAAGUCGACCAAAGAGGAAGAGGCCCCGCACAGCGAGCCGAAGGCGGAAGGUGCGACGGAUGCGACGGAGCGAAAGCAGCCGGCAACGGUCGGGCGAAAGAAGCGCGAAACGCCAGCGCCGGAUGCAGCCGGACGCGACGGUACGCUUUCGCCGGAAGUGGAGGAGAAGAAACCGAAAACGGCCUCCUCGACGCCGGUCGAAUCGCUCAGCACGUCGCGCCCGUCGCGCAAAACGAAGGAAGCGGCCACGCUGUACAUGGAACUGAUCGGGCGGAAGCUCAACCACGACGACAAAUCGGACGACGAUGCGUCCUCGCUGGACAGUCUCGAGCUGCCGAACGUGCGCAAGAUGGAGCGGAUGGAGAACGAGCUGAAGGCGAAUGCGGGCAAGACGCGGGACGCUAGACCGUCGGCAGCUAAGGCGAAAAGGAAAGCGGGAGCCGCAGCCGCCCGGUCGGUGGACGAGGACGAGGUGGAAAAGGAAGCGGGCGGCGAUGAGACGAAGGUAAUUGAAAAAAGCUUUAGCGAUUCGGACGAGGAACCGUUGGCGAGCAAGUUUCAGCGCAAGCAGCAGCAGGCGCGCCGACAGACGGCCAAAGCAAAAGCGGGAGCACCGGCCAAACAAACCGCCGGGCGGAAGAAUGCGAAGAAAGCGAACGUGUCGGAUGAGGGGAAAUCCACCGAGGAGGCUUUAUCGCCCGACAAAAAGGACGGCGGAGAAAGGAAGUCGGCCAAGGUCGAGGAACCGCCGGUGCAGCGGCAACAAGCGGCCACAAAAAAGGGUUCGCUGGUCGGAGCGGCAGCGGCAGCCGCCAGCAUAAACUCCCCGACUGGGACAAUGAAACAAAACGGUACUACGGCAGCGAAUGUUGUCCCGGGCACGGGGAGUAGUACCUUUACACGCACUCCCACGAAGCUGAAUGCGAAAGGUGGUGGGACCACCAGCAGUCCACUCGAAUCUCCGGCCCUGUCGUCCGAUCAUCUGAAAAGUCCCACCACCUCGGAGGGACAGAAUUUGUCGCGGCUGAACAAAUCGAUGGACAAUACGCAGCUGUCGACCACGGUCGAGCCGGCCGAAAGCCCCAUCAAGAUCCCGCAGAUGCUCAACAUACCGACCGUCGUGCCGAGCAGCUACCAAACGUCGUCCUUUCUGCACCACGCGUCGCCGGUGACGUCACCGACGCAAGCACUCCACCAACAGCAAGCUCCCUUUACCCGUGCCAUAAAGCCGUCGCUUGGGACGGCGACGAACGCUGCCGGGCCGGGGGUGAACAAUGCUUCUUCCACCGAUGCUUACCACCACCCUUUAGCGAACGCGUCCAGCCAACCGACCGACCACGGUAGCAUGCCUUUCAAUCGCUCUGGCACGACGAAUGCGACGAAUGCAAAUACUGCAAAUGCCGCCGGCCAAUCCACCUCCGCCACGCCGAAGGCAGACUUUACCCUUCCGCUGGACGAUGCGGACUUUCUGAAAGCGUUCGAGAAGUGCGCCUCGGGCGACCCGAUCGGGGCGGAUAAGCCUGCCGCCCACUCGUCCCUGCUCGGCAACCUGCUGCCGAGCAAGGAGGAGUCGGAAAAGAUUUUCGGCAUCGCUAGCGUCAGCCUGGCGCAGAGUUCCGGCCCGCUCGACACCAAGUGCACGCUGGGGAAGUGUGGCUCGGUCCACAAACCGCCGCUGGGGCCGCCCGUGCUGACGGAGUCGCUGCUCGGUGGCAAUCUGUCGCCGCGCGAUCGCCGCAAGGCGAAGGUGAACAUGACGCACGAGCAGAUACAGAAGUGGAUCUACGAAUCGUCCUGGUCGCCGAUCGAGGACGACCUGAAGGAUGACGAGCUGGAGCUGCUGGAGCCGGGCGCACGCACACCGCCGCCCCCGGUGACGGGUGCUGCGGCGGCUUCUACUGCUUCCGCACCGGCCGGGACCACCGCGCAAGCGUCCACUACGACGGCGUCCGGCUCGGGUUGGGCAGGAAUGAUGGCCUCCACGUCAACGCCGAUCAGCACGCCCGCCCACGGCAACGGUCGGGGCAAGGAAGAGCAGAAUCGUACCCCUACGAGCGCUCCAGUUGUUUCUCCUCUCGCCGCAACUACUGUGGUGGGGGAGAAAAAGGACACGACACCGUUCCAGGGACAGAAGCAAUCGGCCACCCCAUCCGCUCAGGAGGUAAAACCGGCAGGCAACGAUAAGGAAAGCACUCCGGCAAAGGCGCAAAGCAGUGAGGCACAAUCGGGCAAGGAAGGGGGAGGACCUUCGGCGUCCACUCCAACCGUCAAGCCGAAGGAACCGAGAAAAUCCAAAGCAGAAACACCCGCAACACCGACGACAACGCAGACUGCACCGCGUGCCACCGCCACCACACCGACCACGACGACGUCGGGCGAACGGAAACCAAUCUACCGGAAUGCAACGGGACGAACGCCCGUCUACAAGCAGGACGCAAUGGCCGCCAAGCAGUCGCCGGCGGCACAAACGACCACCAGCCCAGCAGCUGGCCAAAGCGUACCGACAACAUCGCCUUCCACGAAGCCAGCGGCCGGUCAAGGUCCCUCCGGUGGUGCCCCGGGAGCAACAGCAGCAUCCGCACAGAGCGGCAGCAACAAGUUUGGCGCCUUCUCGCCCGUCAACGAACCGAGUGUGUACUCGUUCGACAAGGAGGAAGACUUUAUGCCGGUGGCGACACCGUUCCGUAGGCAGCAUGGCCCAGCUACCGGGGCAGGCGGUCGACGGGAGUCGUGCAAUUCGUCCGCCCGCGAUGAACCAACUGCCAAGCGUGAUGCAACGCCCGUGGCGGACGAGAAAGCGGCUUUUCAGAAACCACCCGCCAUGGCGAGCAAAGCAAACAACGCGGGAGGAUCCAGUUCGGCUCCCGCCACUGCCGAGGAGAAAGCGAAAGCAACCGAAGAGGACGCAGAUCGGAAGGACGAGGACAAACCGUUGACGGUGAAGCAGGAAGCGAGCGAUACCGAGGCGGACGGUGGUGCUGGUGGUAGUGGCGCCGGUGGACAGACGUUUUACAUUCCACUGCAGGGUCCGACCGCGGGUGGCAGUACGGCAGGCGGCAGUACCGGUGGGAAAUCAUCCGAUCAGCUCAUCCAGGGCGUCGCAGUCAAGCUCGGAACGGAGGGGCCCGAUGGGCCGAACCAGCGCGUUAUAAUGCACGCCAAGCUGGUGACGAAGGCUGAGAUGGGCUCCAAUCCCACCACGCUGCCCGACUCGAUGAACGUGCAGGAGCUGGUCAAGAGCCUAACGGCGCAGGGUGGUGCGGCGGCCGCCCUCGGCAAGGAGGGGCUGGCGAAGCUGCUCCCCAUGGGACUGCUCCAGUCGCGGCUCAAGUCACCGACGGCAGAUGCCCCAGCGCCCUCAACCGAUGCACGCACACCGACGCUCGAGGAUCGGGCCAGUGCCGAACCGAUGUCCCGCGGUCUGUCGCGCAUCGCCUCCAACUCGUCCCUCUCGUCCCAGCGCUCGAAGCCGACGGGCGGCAAAAGCAACGCCAAGGGCGGAACCGGCGCUGGUCGGGGCAGUGCGGAAACGGUGCCGCCACCGCAGCCGGACAACAACACGGUGUUCCCGCGCCGGGACGAUCCGGCCCAGAUGGUGGAGGCGCCGGUGUUCAAGCCGACCGAGAAGGAGUUCCACGAUCCGAUGGAGUACAUCGAGCGGAUCGCACCGAUCGCGUCCCGGUUCGGCAUCUGUCGCAUCGUGCCGCCGGCCAGCUUCAAGCCGGAGUGCCGCAUCGCGGACGAUAUGCGCUUCAUGGCGUACAACCAGUACGUGCACAAGAUGCUGCACCGGUGGGGCCCGAGCGCGAAGGAGUACGCCGCCAUCAAGAAGUAUCUGGCGACGCAGAGCAUCAACCUGCAGGCGCCGCCGGUGAUCGGCGGCAUGGAGGUGGACCUGCCCCGGCUGUACCACACCGUGCAGGAGCUCGGCGGGCUGAAGGAGGUGAUCGAGAAGAAGAAGUGGGCCCGCGUGUCGGAGGACAUGUGCAUCCCGAAGGCGGCGCACGAUCGCGUCUCGAAGCUGGACGACAUCUACUGCAAGUAUCUGCUGCCGUACGAUACGCUGUCGCCGGCCGAGCGCCAGAAGCUGUUCGACGAGGUGGAAGCGGACUGGGCCAAGCGGGAGGCGAAGGCGCGCCGCAACGCGGACAAGGGCGUCGGGUCGGAGAUCCGCAACAGCGGCGACUCGGACGAGGACGACUCUAACGACGACGAGGAGGAGGAGGACGAGGACGAGUGCUCGAUGGAGUGCAUCGUGAAGGGGCGCAGCAUGCCGCUGAACCAGUUCUUUCGCAUCGCGCGCAACACCAUGUCGCUGUGGUUCCGGAACAGCGAACCAACGGUGGCGGAAAUCGAGGCCGAGUACUGGCGCCACGUCGCGGUGCGCGACAGCCACGUGUGCGUGCACUCGGGCUCGAUCGACUCGAGCGCGUUCGGGUACGGGUUCCCCAGCCCGAAGGUGAAGGGUUCGUCGUGCGCCAAGCACCCGUGGAACCUGAAGGUGCUGACGAACAACAGUGGUUCGAUACUGCGCUCGCUCGGCCCGGUGAUGGGCAUCACGAUACCGACGCUGCACGUCGGCAUGCUGUUCAGUGCGUGCUGCUGGUAUCGCGAUCCGCACGGCCUGCCCUGGAUCGAGUAUCUGCACACGGGCGCGAACAAGAUCUGGUACGGCGUGCCGGACGAUCAGAACGCCAACUUCCGCGCGGCACUGACCGUGCUGGUGCCGACGCACUGCCAGAACAAGACGAUCUGGCUGCCGUGCGAUACGGCGAUGGUGCCGCCGCACAUGCUGACGGACCGGAGCGUGUCGCUGUGCCGCACGGAGCAGCAGCCGGGCCAGUUUGUGGUGGUGUUUCCGCGCGCGUACACCUCGAGCCUUUGCACCGGGUACGCGGUGUCGGAGAGCGUGUACUUCGCUACGAACAGUUGGCUCGACACGGCCAAGGAAGAUUUUAGGGACAUACAGGAAAGCUGCGAACCGACCAUGUUCUCGGUGGAGCAGCUGCUAUUUGCGAUCGCGAACGAUCAGCGCAGCAACCAUGAUACGCUUGUGCAGGCGUACCCAAUGAUAGUCGAUAUCUACGAAAAGGAGAAACUACAUCGACAAACGCUAAAGGAGCAAGGCGUAACCAAAUCGGAACGCAUCGAGUCGAAGAAGAAGAGCGCCUCGCUCGAUGAGUUGGAGUGCGAGCGGUGCCGGGCGAACCUCUACCUUUCGCUAGUGAAGGUAAAGGUGACCCGGUCGGACGACGACGACGAGGAAGGGGACGAAGACAAUACGACGGUGGACGAGGAGGAGCGCAUCUACUGUCUGAAGCACGCGGUAAAGCAUCUGGCCGAUGGUGGCCUGCAGACCAAGCACUGUCGGCUGGCGUACACCUACUCGCUGGAUGACAUCGAGGAGCUGCUGAAGAAGCUGCAGGACCGGAUCGCCAACAAGAAAUCCACGAAAUCAAGUGCCGGUAGCAGUGCUGGUGGUGGUGGUGGCGGAGGAGGAGGCGGAGGAGGAAGUGGAAGUGGUGGAGGAGGUGGUGGUGGUGGGGGCGGUGGUAGUGGUCGUGGGAAGUCAUCCCUGCAUCUAGCGUCCACCUCGUCCCAGUCGUCAUCGUCCUACCAGGCGCCCAGUCACAGCAAGUACGCUGGCAUGGCAACGAUGUUAAAGUAAAAGGGUGCAGAUCGCUGCUUAGAGCAGUGGUGGCUAGAUUUAAAACGUUUCCAGAAGCAUGCGUGGUAAGUUUAAGGGGCCCUAACAAGCACCAAAAACACUAACCCCUUCUGUAUUUACAAAAUAUUUUGAUGAAAGAGGACGCCAUUUUAUGGAAGGCAUGAUGGCGUAUGCGAGGAAAGAGGUUUCUACUUUAGGGCUUUUAUUUUAUGCAAUUUAACCAUAGAUCGGGGCAUAUCAACGCUCGGCUCCGUUCGUGUAGGAUGGCGGUACUAGCGCAAGGGAAAUCACGAUGUAAAGAGAACGGUGAGCAAGAAUCAAGCUCAAUACGCUUGGCCAGUUUGCAUCCCACAUUUAAUUUAGGUACAGUAUUUUACAGACAGUUUGUUGCCGCCUACUGUCGCCGUCCCUAUUCCUUUUUUAUUCCUUUUUAAGGGCUUCACUUUAACGCGACAGUAUUACCACGCUCUUAUCCAUAUUGUAUCCGCAUAGGCGCUCACAUGAACAAGGUAGAGUGUGUGCCCCGGACAGCUAGCGGCAAUAGAAACGCAAUCUCAAAUCUUUCCCGUACCUUGUACGGUAGGGGGACGAAAAUCAUGCAAUCAUGAAAUACCACGGGCAUUGUUUGUGCAUUAGUUUACACCGCGUGCAGUAAUAGUAGUUAGUUUAAGCUUUUCGAAUGAUAAGGAACAAAUCCCUUGCUUUACAACACACUCGCCUAGAGAACAGAUUACAUGCAUAGAUAGUGCAUAGUUUUGCGCGUCGCCCGAGAGCAGACAAAAGGAGCAACAGGAUGUGCGACUCUCUUCCUUCGCUGUGCGCUGUUUUAGUGUACCCACAAUCCAGCUACUAGUAGGUGUGCAAUAUGCCUACAUUCCUUUUGGAGAUGCUUGAUCCUUCCCGCCACCACUACUCUGUCCACAGCGCUUAGAAUAGUUAUUGUUAAGAGCAGACAAAUAAUCGCAACCAUUCAACACCUAAUGCCAAAUGUGCGCUCCGAUAUGAUUGGAGGCAUAACACGCGAUGUAUGUGUGUUUGUGGGUGUGUGUGGGGUAUGCUAAUAAUGUGUGAAGAAGGAAGGUAGUUCCUUGCGUAGGACGAUAAAUAGGUAGGACAGGGAACUUAUCGCCCACGAGCAAUCGCCCGAUCGCGUGCUAAUGCAAACCCCUCGUAUAUAUCCCCAUUGAUGGCUGUUGAGAGAAGAUAGAAAGAGGAAAUGAAAAUCAGUGUUAAAGAUGUGUAUUUCCACCCUGCCGCUGGUGGGGCCACGUACGGUAUGUGAGUGUGUAUUAGAUGCACCUGUGCACAUUUUCCUUCUACAGCAAUUUAAUCCAUAUCGCGCUUCAACAGGAAUCGAACCGGACAUAGUGGAAUAUGUGGAAGCCAUCAAUUAACGCGCCAUUAUUGCUUUUGUACGAUGCAGAAGAAAACAUUUGCUCUAGCCUAGCCAUGUAUCAUCAUCUGUUGCGUGUUGUAAGUUAAGUUUUUCUAACCGAUAACCACGCUCUACGCCCCGCCACUCCACAACAAUAUAAUUCUUUCUAAGUGUAAUUUAUGUGUAGAUGUGCAUAUAUUCGUGUACAUGUGUGUGUGUAUGUAUGUAUAUAAUUGUACUUGUAGUGUAUAUGUACGCAUCCUUGCAUGUGCGUGAAGGAAGCGGGGGAAGUAAUGCAAUCGUGUGAGUAUGAGAAAACGGCGCAAUACCAGACUAGUCGGAAUAGAUUAACAAUUAAUGGAACGGAACAGAGAAAAAGAGGCAACAUCACCAUGGGGCAACUAGGGUGUAGUUAGGCAGGUAAUUUAUAAAGGAAAGAUGCGUUAAAUACGAAGCGAUAAAGCAGGAGAAAUAGGAAGGAGAAAAGAAAGAAAAAAUAAUUGCGCAACAUAAAAAAAAGAAACGCAUGUUAGGUGGAAUGGUGCAAACUGCUUUAGAAAACAAACAACAAUAUGGAUAGUGUAACACAGUGAGAAUGAGCGAAUUAGUGAUACAUUUAUACACAUACACAGCAUGCAUACAUAAAUACAUACAUAUACAACUACCACCAGCGGAAAAUAGUAGAUUAAAAAAAA